Messenger RNA from Xyrichtys novacula (pearly razorfish), 893 nucleotides. The record is from the annotation of a GenBank genome assembly. Lineage: Eukaryota; Metazoa; Chordata; Actinopteri; Labriformes; Labridae.
AUGCAGCAGGAAACCAGCAAACCCCCGAGUUCUUGGAGGUGAAAUCCCAGUUUUUGUUUGCGGUUUGCAGGAAGCCUCCUCCUCUUUAAUAAAACUCAUCCUCUCAGGGAUCAUUCCUGUUAUUUUCUUAGUCAGCUUGUAAAACCGUCUGAGCCACGAUGUCUGCUAAAUCAACUAUUUUAUGUGGGAGUAGUCAAAAAGACACAUGUUCCCUAAGUAUCAGAGCCGUUACUGCCUGUUUUGCAGCGGUCGGGUGGAGCAAUCUGUAAGCAGUAAAAAAUAAUGUGCUCAGGUUAAAACAUUGAGCGAAUAAAAAAGUUUAAAUUAGAAAUAAAAAAAAGUCCAAAAAUGACCAGAAGCAUUUCCUGUUCUGACUGAGAACCGGGCACUGAUGACUCCUGAUUGGCUGAGGUUGAAGCUACAGCUCAAUAUAAUUCUUAAAUUAAGGUCGGUGGUUUGAUCCUGGCGCUUGUUGCGGAAAUUCGACCUCAGGCAAGACAAUAAAACCAUAAUUGUGUUCACUGUUUUUGUGUAGGAGAAAAUACAAGCCCCUUUGGACGGCAUCUGCUAAAUCGGUGGAAAAUAACCCGCUUCCGACCAGAAAUCAGCCUCGUGAAGACAACGUCAGACUGAGUAAUGAAGUGAAAACCGGGCCGUGGAGCCGCGGAGACAGAGCAGAGAUCCGUCAACGUUCACAGACAGAGGUAGGUUAUCGUGUCAGUGGAUGUCAAGUUAAAAACAAAGGUGCCUUCAGGGAAACAGACGAUGAUCUGAUGAGCAGAGGGAGCUGGCAGCACCUGAAGGGAGGGGUUUACCGCCACACCUAUAAACCUGAUUUGAUUCGCUCAGUGUCCCAGCAGCGCCGCACCGGCGGAGAAAAAUUAGACUUUUAA